CUCGGCGGCGGCCGUCUGUCCCUGCCGCUGCGGGGCCGUAGGUCGUCCGGGGCAGGAACUCGUCGGCGCUCCCCAUGGAGGAGGCAGCGCGCACGGCUGCAGUCCCGGAUGCUCGCACCUCCCCCUGGACGGCGACGAAGGCUGGAGCCACUCUGCCAGGGCUUAAAACUUUAAAUGGGAAUAAAGGGUAGCAUUUACGAGGAAAUGAGAGUGCAUAGAUCAUCUCUUAACCCCUUCCAGCCCUUUUUUCAUAAGAGAGAACAUAUUAAGCUUACGUCAGGCUCUCCUGGCUGUGAUUGACCUUCAGUUACAGAGAUUGGGAGCAGAGUGUUAACAGGUGUGAGGAUAGCAAAGCCGCGCAAUCCUUUCAGGCCAUUCCUACUGAUGUUGUCUUCUUUUCAAACUAUUUGAAAACUGCAUCAUCCUGCCUCCAGUACCAGCAGUUUCUCUCUUCCGUGAUCAAUGUAAUUCACAGGAAUUUCUUAAGUAGCAAACGAAAUGAGCCCAGGGCGUGGAAAAUAUGACUUUUAUAUUGGUCUGGGAUUGGCUAUGAGCUCCAGUAUUUUCAUUGGAGGGAGUUUCAUUUUGAAAAAAAAAGGACUUCUGCGACUUGCCAGAAAAGGUUCCAUGAGAGCAGGUCAGGGUGGUCAUGCAUAUCUUAAAGAAUGGUUGUGGUGGGCUGGACUGCUGUCAAUGGGAGCUGGGGAGGUGGCCAACUUUGCUGCUUAUGCAUUUGCACCAGCCACGCUAGUGACUCCGCUAGGAGCUCUCAGCGUCCUCGUAAGUGCCAUUCUUUCUUCAUACUUUCUAAAUGAAAGACUUAAUCUUCAUGGGAAAAUUGGAUGUUUGCUAAGUAUUCUAGGAUCUACAGUUAUGGUCAUUCAUGCUCCAAAAGAGGAAGAGAUUGAGACCUUAAAUGAAAUGUCUCACAAACUAGGUGAUCCAGGUUUUGUGGUCUUUGCAACACUUGUGGUCAUUGUGUCCUUGAUAUUCAUCUUUGUGGUAGGACCUCGCCAUGGACAGACAAACAUUCUCGUGUAUAUAACAAUCUGUUCCGUCAUUGGAGCAUUUUCAGUGUCCUGUGUGAAGGGCCUGGGCAUUGCUAUCAAAGAGCUGUUUGCAGGAAAGCCCGUGCUGCGGCAUCCUCUGGCCUGGAUCCUUCUGCUGAGCCUGGUUGUCUGUGUGAGCACACAGAUUAAUUACCUGAACAGGGCCCUGGACAUAUUCAACACUUCCAUCGUGACUCCAAUAUAUUAUGUAUUCUUUACAACCUCUGUCUUAACAUGUUCAGCUAUUCUUUUUAAGGAGUGGCAAGAUAUGCCUGUUGAUGAUGUCAUUGGUACUCUGAGUGGCUUCUUUACAAUCAUUGUGGGGAUCUUCCUGUUGCAUGCCUUUAAAGAUGUCAGCUUUAGUCUAUCAAGUUUGCCCGUGUCUUUUCGGAAAGAUGAAAAAGCAGUAAAUGGCAAUCUCUCUAGUAUGUAUGAAGUUCUUAAUAGUAAUGAAGAAAGCGUAACCUGUGGAAUUGAACAACACACUGGUGAAAAUAUCUCCCGAAGAAAUGGAAACCUGACAGCAUUUUAAGAUGUAAUUAAAAGGCUAAUCUAUAAUUCUGUUGUAAAGUGAAUUUGAACAUCAGAAUGUGUCUUGAAAAUGCAUUGUCCUCAAGUAAGGUUAUCUAAAGACAAUCUUUUUUAAGGUUUCACUAAUUUGGACCAAGAAAUCACUUUUCUUAAGUGAUGGUAGCUCACUAUAAUGACCUCAGAACAUGACCAAUUUAUAUUAACAUUGUAUUAUUGUAGAAAUAUUUUACCUUUUGAUUCCUUCUCCAAAAUCUAAAUGCACUAAUGACAGUUUUAAGUGUAUAAAAUGCUUUAUUUUUUCAUUGGUGAUGAAAAUGAGUACAUUUGUCAUCUAAACCCAUCAAUCCCUAACCAUAUACAUCAUCUUGAUUUUUAAAAAGAACAAAAUUAUCCCAGUACAUUAUCUUGUGACAUGUUACCUGUACACAUGACUCCUGUUUGAUGAGUUAUUUUAAUUAUGAAAUGUGUUAUAGUUUCAGGAAUCCUAACUUUCUACGUGAAGAAGCUCAUUUAUAAAACAAAAUAAAGGUAGUAAACUGCCCCCAAAGAAAUAAUUCUUAGACUGUGACAUUUUACUACGAAUCCAACUUCCUGUGUGCAUUUGGUGGCCUUAGUCCCUGGUUAAACCAGGGCAUUUCCCAUCUGUGUGGCUGGUAAGCUCUAUUUUGCAGACUGGCUGGGUUUACUCUUAAGUUUUUCUAAUCCCAUGAUACCUAAAACCUUAACUAUCAUUUUAUGUCAGCUCCUGUACUUUUCAAUAUACUUUUAAAUUGAGUUAUGUUGUUACAGGGACUUUUCAACAACUGGGGAAACAGAAAAUGAGUUAUUUCUUAAAUUUAGCUCAUGUUAUAAUAAAAAAGUAAGCUGAAACAAA
Molecule: messenger RNA, 2454 nt
Organism: Lepus europaeus (European hare)
Lineage: Eukaryota; Metazoa; Chordata; Mammalia; Lagomorpha; Leporidae
Gene: NIPA2
Product: NIPA magnesium transporter 2
Exons: 8
Coding region: 499-1581 (360 amino acids)
Biological process (GO): magnesium ion transport
Cellular component (GO): membrane
Molecular function (GO): magnesium ion transmembrane transporter activity
Source: RefSeq, a predicted model, not a curated record